UCAUCAUCAGACAAAAAAAAAAAAAAAAAACUAGGAUUUCUGCGAGACGUAUCUCUAGCUUUGCUUGCCCGACUGAAGAGACAGAAAAACACAAAAACCCUAACAAAUCUCAUUCUCCUUCCUUUUUGCAAGAUUUAAAGAUUAGUGGGAUUUGAAAGAAAAGGCAGGCAAGAUGAGGAUCAUGAUAAAGGGUGGAGUGUGGAAGAACACGGAGGAUGAAAUACUAAAAGCGGCGGUUAUGAAAUAUGGAAAGAAUCAGUGGGCUCGUAUUUCUUCUCUUCUUGUUCGUAAAUCUGCUAAGCAAUGUAAAGCUCGUUGGUAUGAGUGGCUUGACCCUUCCAUUAAAAAGACUGAGUGGACUAGAGAGGAGGAUGAGAAAUUACUGCAUCUUGCUAAGCUCAUGCCCACUCAGUGGAGGACGAUUGCACCUAUUGUUGGACGGACUCCAUCGCAGUGCCUUGAGCGUUACGAGAAGCUGCUUGAUGCAGCUUGUGUUAAGGAUGACAGCUAUGAUCCUGGUGAUGAUCCACGGAAAUUGCGCCCUGGUGAGAUUGAUCCAAAUCCGGAAUCUAAGCCUGCACGUCCAGAUCCUGUUGAUAUGGAUGAGGAUGAGAAGGAAAUGCUCUCGGAAGCACGAGCUAGGUUAGCAAAUACUAAAGGUAAAAAGGCUAAAAGAAAGGCUAGGGAGAAACAGCUUGAAGAAGCUAGGAGGCUUGCUUCCUUGCAGAAAAGGAGGGAACUGAAGGCUGCUGGUAUUGAUAAUAGGCAUCGGAAGAGGAAAAGAAAGGGUAUAGACUAUAAUUCUGAAAUCCCCUUUGAGAAAAGACCUCCUCCUGGAUUUUAUGACGUUGCUGAUGAAGAUAGACCUGUGGAACAACCUAAGUUCCCAACCACCAUUGAAGAACUUGAGGGGAAAAAAAGGAUGGACAUCGAAGCACAAUUAAGAAAGCAAGACAUGGCAAAGAAUAAAAUUGCUGAAAGGCAAGAUGCCCCAUCAGCUAUACUGCAAGCAAACAAGCUGAAUGAUCCGGAAACAGUAAGGAAGAGGUCAAAAUUGAUGCUUCCUGCACCACAGAUUUCAGAUCAUGAAUUGGAGGAUAUUGCAAAGAUGGGGUAUGCUAGUGAUCUUCUUGCAGGAAGUGAGGAACUCACAGAAGGGAGCGGUGCAACACGUGCUCUUUUAGCAAACUAUGCCCAAACACCACGCCAAGGAAUGACACCGCUACGAACCCCUCAAAGAACUCCUGCUGGCAAGGGUGAUGCUAUAAUGAUGGAAGCUGAAAACUUAGCACGGUUGAGGGAGUCGCAAACACCAUUGCUAGGGGGAGAGAAUCCAGAGUUGCACCCUUCAGAUUUCUCUGGUGUUACUCCUAAGAAACGGGAGAUUCAAACACCAAACCCAAUGCUGACUCCUUCUGCAACUCCUGGCAGUGUUGCUCUUACGCCCAGAAUUGGUAUGACACCGUCAAGGGAUUCUUUUGGGAUGACCCCAAAAGGAACUCCCAUCAGGGAUGAACUCCAUAUAAAUGAAGAUAUGGAUAUGCAUGAUAGUGCAAAACUUGAGCAACGAAGACAGGCUGAUCUGAGAAGGAAUUUGAUUUCUGGUCUUGGUAAUCUUCCACAGCCGAAGAAUGAAUACCAGAUAGUCAUUCAACCGCCUCCUGAGGAAAAUGAAGAACCAGAAGAGAAGAUUGAAGAGGAUAUGUCUGAUAGAAUAGCCAGGGCAAAAGCUGAGGAAGAAGCUCGGCAGCAGGCAUUACUUCGGAAGAGAUCAAAAGUACUGCAGAGGGAACUCCCUCGGCCUCCUGCUGCUUCUUUGGAAUUAAUUAGAGAUUCUUUGCUGAGAGCUGAUGGGGAUAAGAGUUCCUUUGUUCCUCCUACAUCAAUUGAACAGGCUGAUGAAAUGAUAAGGAAGGAGCUUCUAGCCUUACUAGAACAUGAUAAUGCAAAGUAUCCACUUGAAGAGAAGCCAAGCAAGGAGAAAAAGAAAGGCUCCAAGCACCCUUCAAACAGAUCUGCUGCUUCUAUCCCUGUGAUAGAGGACUUUGAAGAAGAUGAGCUGAAACAAGCUGAUAAUUUGAUAAAAGUGGAAGCUCAGUACAUACGUGUAGCUAUGGGCCAUGAAGAUGAAUCCCUUGAUGAAUUUGUUGAAGCACACAAAACAUGUAUAAAUGACCUCAUGUACUUCCCCACUCGCAACGCUUAUGGUCUCUCCAGUGUUGCUGGAAAUAUGGAGAAACUCACAGCAUUGCAGAAUGAAUUUGAGAAUGUGAAAACAAGGUUAGAGGCUGAAAGGGAGAAGGCAUUACGGCUUGAGAAGAAGGUUAAUGUUCUCACACAAGGUUAUCAGAUGCGGGCAGAAAGGCAGCUUUUGCCACCAAUUGAGUUGACCUUAAAGCAGAUGGACACCUCUGGAACAGAACUAGAGUGCUUCCAAGCUUUGCAGAGGCAAGAGCAAUUAGCAGCAUCACACAGGAUCAAUGGUCUUUGGGAGGAAGUUCAGAAGCAAAAGGAGCUAGAGCAAACUAUGCAAAGGAGAUAUGGGGAUCUUGUGGCUGAGCUGGAAAGGAUACAACAGCUCAUCAUUAAUUACAGAGCACUAGCAAUACAACAAGAAGAAAUUGCUGCAAAGAAUCGAGCACUUGAGUUGGCAGAAGCUGCAACAAAGCAAGCUGCCAUACUCAACUCUGAACCUUUUGAACCUGUGACUCCAGAUGAACAUGGAAAUUCUAUGCCAGUUGGUUCAUCUGACAAGAAAGUUUUAGAGCAGCAAAUGGAUGUUGAUUCAGAGAAGGUGCACAGUGCACUGGCCACGGAUACAAGCUUAACCAAUAAUGUGCCUUCUGAUGAGGGGCAGAUGACAAUUGUACAAGGUAAUGGCCAUGAAGCUUCUGGUGCUAAUCCCUCGAGUCCAGAUGGAAAUAACCAAAAUGGAGUUCCAGUUCUGACAGGGAACUCAAUAAACAGAGGAGAUAUUAUAUCUACUGUUGGUGUUGCAGUGGAGAUUAAGGUGAAUGAUGCUUCUGUUGAUGGGGAUGCUGGUGAUGUUAUGAGCACAGAAAUUAUGGAUGGCUUAGCUUCUGUUGAAGGGGAGAGUAUCCAAGAAAGAGCUGAUGACUAUGACAAAGCUGAUAUGAUGGAGGUUUCCAGUGGCGGGGAUGAUAAAGUAAAUCAAAUGAAAGAUGAGGGAAAAUUGCCUGUCAUUGAUCUUACUAACUCUGAAUAGGGGAAUUCAGAAUUGGAUGGGAAAAGUGUCCCAAUUGUUCAACAAGGGGUAGAAAUUGCUGAAGAAUCCAUGAAAAUAUUCCUCUAUUCUUGGAUGAUUUCUGUGAACAAAAUGAAGCACGGCUCCAAGGUUAAUCUCUUAUGUGCCUGGCUGAUAAUGAUAUGGUUAUUGUUGUAGUGAUUAAUCAGAUUUUUUCGGGAGUUUUCCUUUUCCUCUCAUGUUCCUACCAGAACUGGACAUGGAUGCCCAUCAUUUUGUUACAUCAUUUCGUAAAGUACUAAUCUGGUUGCAUGUACUGUUCGGUGUAACUGUUGUUAGGUUGAGGAAUCUUUAUAUUUAUGAAGGAAAAAUGUUGUAUUCA
Messenger RNA from Populus nigra (black poplar), 3587 nucleotides. RefSeq names its product cell division cycle 5-like protein. NCBI's taxonomy places the organism in Eukaryota, Viridiplantae, Streptophyta, Magnoliopsida, Malpighiales, Salicaceae. Gene Ontology annotation, cellular component: spliceosomal complex; Prp19 complex. The transcript is spliced from 4 exons. Bases 173 to 3226 code for a protein of 1017 amino acids. The record is from RefSeq and is a predicted model, not a curated record. Gene Ontology annotation, biological process: mRNA splicing, via spliceosome.